ACAGCACCUUCACCAUGCUCCGCCGCCGCAACGGGCGCGUCGUUGCCACUCUCGAAGUGGACGGAUCCUUCAUUACCGAGGCGCACCUGACGGCGCGCGUCGGCGCCUGCCCCGAUCUGGCGCAGCGGGGGUCGAGCAGAUGCGUCGGGGCGGGCAAGAAGAAGUGGGCGAACCUCUCGUUCUGGGCGGCCGAACUCCGGGAGAACAACUGGGGGUGGCGUGUGAUCAACGGCACAUGCGGCGGCAGCGCCUUUGCGAUCGGCAAGGGUGGCGAGAAGAGGUGCGAGGAGCUGCGCGUACGAAUGGCGAUGUCGCAGGCCACCUUUGAGACUGCGGACUGGUCUGUUUCCGUGCGGGGCAUGCCAACGAUGGCCACCAAGGGGCCAGAGCACCGUCUCGAUGUCAGCUUCAGUGCGCGAAGAGAUUUCGCUGCGCGCGCGCUACCGCACGGCAUCUUUGGCCAGUCCUUCUCGUCGCCACUACCUCGCUUCGGGAAGGUGGACGUUUAUCCUUGGUCGGGCUCCUUUCAGACGAGCGCUAUGGCCGAGGGCGCGCUCGACGGCGAUGCGGCGAUGUACGAGGUGGGCUCUCGCUUCGAAACCCGCUUCCCCUUCUCUCGCUUCGACGCGGCACCCCUCGCCGUGCCGGCCGCGGCCUUGCUCGGGACAGGCGAUCUGGCGGCCAGUGCCAUUGGAAUGGGUCCCUAGCCCGAUCGCCGAUGCGCAUCCUCUCCAUGCACAAACGACGUACCGUAUAAUACUGCAAGAGAGGUGAACGUGAAGCAGAGCCAGACACCACGAUCCACGAGACUGACUG
Messenger RNA from Emiliania huxleyi CCMP1516, 816 nucleotides. RefSeq lists its product as hypothetical. Bases 15 to 707 code for a protein of 230 amino acids. The record is from RefSeq and is a predicted model, not a curated record. The transcript is spliced from 2 exons. NCBI's taxonomy places the organism in Eukaryota, Haptophyta, Isochrysidales, Noelaerhabdaceae.